AUGGAGGAACGUCUCACCACCGAAGAGGCUCUUAACCAUCCCUAUCUCGAGGAAGCACGAUUGCGCUUUCACUCAUGUAUGUGCACCUGUUGUCACGAUGUUCCCGUCACUGGACCAUCAUCUACACAAAAUAUUCAAAUGACAAGCAAACCUGAGCAGGAGAAGAUGUCGAGUUCCAGUCUCUACGCAUCAGAGGAUGGUCUAACAAAAGCAAUUGCCUCUACCUCGCGGGUGUUUGAAGCGUCAUCUGGCUCUGUAGCAAGCGAUCUUUCCCCCACGAACUCUGUCUGUCCUCCUUCUAAUUCUCUCCUGUCAUAUACCAGCUCUCGUCAUCAGCAACAACAUAGUCAGCCUGUCUAUAAUCAGCAUAACCUUAAUAACAUUCAGUCAAAUCAACAGCAGCAGUCUUCCACUCAGCCCGUUCAUUCCCAAACAGUUUCACAGCAGUACUCACACUACGCAACUCAUCAACAGCUGGCCUCGCAACAACAUUCCGCAUUACAUCAUUCAUCCCAAUAUCAAUCUGUCACUCAAGGCCAUCACAAUAGCCGACAUUCGCUCAACUCCUCUUCUCUAACUCCAGGCACUCCCGAAGGAGGUGGCAUUAUUAAUAAUGUCGGGGUUGACCAACAGUCGAUUGGCUACUCUAACAGAACAGCGGCGGCUGGAUGUUCUCCCGACUCUAGCAUUGCUGUUGGCUCAUCGAAUGCAUCUUGCGGUUCUUUGGCAUCGGAAGCAGCAGCAGUAGACUCUAGUAGCAGUGGAACAGUGUUCUCGCAUGCACAGAGUUCGGGAGGAGCUCUUUCGCCAACGAGACGCAUUUUCUGUCUGGAUUUGGAUCCAAUCUGUUUGACUCCUCCCCCGCUCGAGAUGGAAAUACAGUUUGGAAGAGUGGUUAAUGUUAAAAGUGAGCUUGCACGACGCCUUAAGCUACACACAUGUAAAUCUUUGAUUACCGUAUUUUCCGGCGUAUAA
Protopolystoma xenopodis is the source of this 975-nucleotide messenger RNA. The record is from the annotation of a GenBank genome assembly. NCBI's taxonomy places the organism in Eukaryota, Metazoa, Platyhelminthes, Monogenea, Polystomatidea, Polystomatidae.